Molecule: messenger RNA, 1408 nt
Organism: Cervus elaphus (red deer)
Lineage: Eukaryota; Metazoa; Chordata; Mammalia; Artiodactyla; Cervidae
Gene: SAPCD1
Product: suppressor APC domain containing 1
Exons: 4
Coding region: 243-824 (193 amino acids)
Source: RefSeq, a predicted model, not a curated record
CUACCCGGGGGACUUUCUGAGAACCAGCCACUGCAACAGGCCCUACAAAAACAGAUGAGAGGGAAGACAGAAGUCCAAGAUGUUCUUUUCCCUCAAAGUAGGAACACCCCGGCCUCAGACAGACCCAGCUGGAAGGGCUCUGAGAGGCCAAAAGACUAGGCAGGACCAGAACAAGGCUGGGGGAAAGGGAGGGCCCAGCCCUGCACCAGUGGGCGUGGCUCCACCCUUCCCACCUCAGAGCCAUGGGGAGCCGGGGUCCUGGUGGGUGGCCCCUGGUGCAAGCCCCCUACACAGUUCUGUUGCUGCCACUGGAGACAAGUCGCCAAGACCCAGGGGCCCGGAGCUUCUUCCUCUGGCUGCAGAGGAUGCAGGCACUGGAGCGGGAGCAGGACGCCCUUUGGCAGGGGCUGGAGCUGCUGGAGCAUAGCCAGGCCUGGUAUGAGGGCCGUCUGAGGGAGGCUCAGCAACAGCAGCUGCGCGUGGGGGCUCUUGGUGAGAAUUUUCUAACAGAUUUACACUCAGAGCCUGGUGGCCCCCAGUUAGCCCAGAUUCAGAGAGUGAACAUCUGCUUGCAGAAUCUGCUUCAGGGGAAGUUCUUCCCACAUUCCCCAAACAAAGCUAGUUCCUGCACCACCCAGGACUGGAAGGGAAGGCCAAGGAAACAGGACAUGUGGUGGCAACAGGUGAGUGGUGGGGGGGGAGGGGGCAGGAGCCCCGGCCGGCCGGCCGUGGGAGUGAGGAACACAGACGUCCAGACUAUCUCUCUCCUCUUCUCCAGGAGAUGUCAAAGCAGCAGAAAGGAGGCAUUCAGCCAACAGGGGUGAUGGCUCAGCCAGGCUGCCCCCAUGGACGGAGGGGCCCUACCCGUGUCUAAAGGCUCCUUUGGUCCCCUCAGUCAUGCCGGCGAGACUGAGAGAAUCCCCAGCCUCCUUAUUCUGACUCAGCAACUAAAUGGCUCUGGGUGGCAGGUCAGCUGAAAUCCAAAUAUACUGGUGUAAAGUUUCUUCUCUGCUCCUGAAAACUUCCAUUUUAUGUUUUUUGGCAUUUCAUGCUCUCACUCUUCCCUAUGCAUGCAUGCUCAGUUGCUUCAGUCAUGUCCAACCCUUUGCGAGCCCACCAGGCUCCUCUGUCCAUGGGGAUUCUCCAGGCAAGAAUACCUGAGUGGGUUGCCAUGCCCUCCUCCACAGAAUCUUCCUGAGCCAGGAUCGAACCUGCACUUCUUACGUCUCCUGCAUUGGUUCUUUACCACUAGCACCCACCUGGGAAGCCCCCCACUCUUUCCGAUACGAUGUACAUAAGUGAUCUUUCUCUGAAAUCUCUCUGGGGAGAAGACAUGUUUAUUGGCAUUGUCCUUCGAUUUUAAAUACAAAAAUAAAAUAGAAGCCUCUCCAGAAUUUCAAAAAUAAAA